Messenger RNA from Clonostachys rhizophaga, 1581 nucleotides. The record is from the annotation of a GenBank genome assembly. NCBI's taxonomy places the organism in Eukaryota, Fungi, Ascomycota, Sordariomycetes, Hypocreales, Bionectriaceae.
AUGCUAUCUAUCGCCAUUUUUGUACUGCACUUCCUUUUGGCUGGCGUACGUUAUGCUUACGCUCACUACGAGGAUGGCGGUCCAUUCAGCUUUGAUCCAAAGGCUGCUGAUUACAACAAUCAGUUCAUAUCUCAUCAAGCGCCCAUCCUUGUCUUAGAGAAUGUCCGCGUUAUUGAUGGUACGGGAAACGCACCAGAAGAGGCUCAGACAAUCGUAAUUGAAGACGGGAAGAUUACUGCAUUGGGAGCCACAGGAUCAAUUCCGGUGCCAGAGGACGCCAAAGUUAUCUCUGCCGCUGGCAAGACAGUCCUCCCAGGCUACGUUAUGCAUCACGAACAUCUCUACUAUCAUUCCUUAUCACAAGUGCCUGGCAUGCCAUAUCUGGCUACCCCAUCAAUGGUAACCGUCCCGCGCUUGUACCUCUCCGUCGGCGUGACCACGGCGCGGUCCAUUGGGACUUACCACCCAUUCGACGACCUCAAACUGAAGGAGGGCAUCGACAAAGAUAUUCUACUCGGGCCGGACCUUUUUCUCACGGCACCUUUCAUACAAGGCGACCCUGAGUACUACCAACUCAUGCCUGAAAUCAACUCUGCUGAAGCUGCGAAACGCGAGGUCCGAUAUUGGGCUGAGCGUGGAUUUCACAACUUCAAGACGUAUGUCGACAUAUCGCGUUCUGAAAUAAGAGCAGCGGCGGAGGAAGCCCAUCUUCAUGGUAAGAAUAUCAGCUCUCACCUUUGCUCGGUAUCGAUUCUCGAGGCAUUGGAUGCUGGCAUCGACGAAAUCGAGCAUGGGUUUCAGUCCAUUGCUGUUGACAUUCUACGAUUGCACGAGGGAGAGGAAGUAGGAUUUCAGGCAAACUCCACCAUAGGCCGAGAUACGAGCCUAGGGGAGCAAUUCGUCAUGACUGCAGGUAUGGAUUUUAAACAGGAUCGUCGCCAAUGCCGUUUUGACAUACUAUUUGGGCCAUUGAUGAUGGAUCUUGAUGUUGACUCCGCCGAAGUCCAUUACAUCUUCCAGCGAGUGAUUGAAAAAGGCGCGGUUGUUGACUCAACAUUGGGGGGCCUGGCUCGACUUAUGCCAAACUCCAUAUUGCCGCCCAUCAACGACGAAGCUAAGUCAUUUUACACGCCACAAAGGCUAGCACAAUGGGAGCACGAGAUCGAAAAGACCCACAGUAAAGCCGGUGACCUGACCAUUUUCCUCCAGAAACUGAUGGAGCUGGAUUACAAGUUCUGGAAGGCCGGGGGCAACCUGGUCUUGGGCUCGGAUGCCGUCGCACUGGCUGGAGCAGUGCCUGGCUCGACUAAUUUGGAGAGCCUUGAGCUAUUGUUCAUGGCUGGCAUCCCGCCGCUGGAGGUCAUCAAGAUUGCCACACUGAAUGGAGCGCGAGCUUUGGACUUGUUUGAUCGAGGGACCGUCGCUGAGGGUCAACGCGCUGACCUGAUCCUGUUGAAUGGUAAUGCAGUGGAGGACUUCAAGGCAAUCUAUGAAAUCGACACAGUAUUUAAGAAAGGAAUAGGAUAUUCUUCGGCUAGAUUACAGGAGAGUGUACGUGGCACGAUUGGUAUCAUAAAUUAG